AUGGAACAUGUUCCAGGGACUACACGAUACUUUGACGAUGCUGAACGACCUCAAGUAGCGGGUCCUGAAUCAGCUGGGCUAAAGCGUGAUACUUCAGGGCCAGUCCCAAUCAUACUUGUCCCACAACCAAGUGAUGAUCCUAAUGAUCCUCUUAAUUGGCCGCUUUGGAAACGCGAUUUGAUACUGCUUUCAGUCUUCGCAACAUGCCUUGGUCCCAUUCUCGCUGCGAACACCCUGACUCUGUCGUUGUUCUUUUCUCUAAAAUUCACAAAGAUUGCCCUUCUUACUGGUUACUUCCUGCUUGGUGUUGGACUAGCCGGUAUAUUGUUUGUGCCAUCAGCAAGAAUAUGGGGAAAGAGACAUUUGUUCCUUCUUGGAACAUUUCUCAUUGUAGUCACCUCGGCUUGGGGAGGUGCUUCACGAAGUUACACUAGUCUGCUAGUGGCACGAAUAUUCCAAGGCAUUGGUACCGCUCCCUUCGAGGCACUAGUAAAUGCAUCGGUAGGAGACCUGUACUUCGUUCAUGAACGUGGAAAGCGUAUGGCUCUGACCAAUCUUGCUGUCUUUGGCGGAGCUUUCUUCACGCCAAUCCUUGUUGGGAAGAUUACACACACGAUUGGCUGGUGGUGGACUUUCUAUUUCGUAGCUAUCUUUGCUGGAGUCUGCCUACCACUAGUCUUCUUCUUUGUCCCAGAAACUGCAUAUCGCCGGGAAUCUCGACUGAAUAUUGAUAUGGCUUCCACUGAGGAUGUACACCACUACGACGAUCCCGAAAAGGAACCUCCCAAUUCCACCGUCCCUGUUGCCACCGAGAGCUCUCAGGCAGCUCCAAGUAGCCACGCUAUUGGGCAUCAGUCUCCGGAAGCCAGUAUACCACUCGCAAGCUGGACACAAAGAUUGGCGCCGUUCAAUGGAAGAAAGACAGAUGAAAGCUUCUUCAAAUUGUUCCUCAGACCCUUUCCGUUGUUUGCUCACCCAGCUAUCCUGUGGGCUUGUCUCAUCCAAGGCACAAUGAUUGGAUGGACAGUAUUCAUCGGGAUUAUUCUAGCUGCUAUCUUCCUUGGGCCGCCACUUUUCUGGGACGAAGUCAACACUGGUUAUGCUUACACAGGGGCUUUCAUUGGAGCAAUCAUCGGCUUUCUCAUUGCCGGAAUCAUAGCCGACUGGAGCGCCAGAUAUAUGACUCGGAAGAACAAGGGAAUUUACGAGCCAGAAUUCAGAAUCAUCCUUGUAAUUCCCCAACUCAUCUUCGGAUGUGCUGGACUCUACCUUUUCGGAGUUACUUCUGCAACGCUUACGCAUUAUUCCUGGGUGGUCCCAGUCGCUGCGUUUGGGCUGGAAGUCGGAGGAAUGGUCAUUGGUGCUGUUGCUUCAAGUCUAUACAUAAUUGAUGCGCACAGAGACAUUGCAAUUGAAGCAUUUACAUGCAUGAUCAUUUUCAAGAACUUCUUCUGCUUUGGUCUGACUUGGAGUGCGUAUGAAUGGCUUGUUCACGGUGGCAUUUUCAAGACGUUCAUGUGGAUUUCAAGCAUUCAAGUCGUGGUUUGUCUCUUGAGUGUCCCUAUGUAUGUAUUUGGAAAACGAAACAGGAGCUACUUUCACAGGCACGACAUCCUUAAGCUUACAGGUUUGCAAUGA
Molecule: messenger RNA, 1638 nt
Organism: Mollisia scopiformis
Lineage: Eukaryota; Fungi; Ascomycota; Leotiomycetes; Helotiales; Mollisiaceae
Product: MFS transporter-like protein
Exons: 11
Coding region: 1-1638 (545 amino acids)
Biological process (GO): transmembrane transport
Molecular function (GO): transmembrane transporter activity
Source: RefSeq, a predicted model, not a curated record